AUGUCAUAUCUCAACAAAGCUGUGCUUUACAAAGGGUGAGCAAUGCUAUCUUUGAUUAUAGCAAUUGUGAGACUCAUGCUCCAGUCCUUUUCUUUGGAUCUGACACUGUUUCUGAUUCUCUCUCUCUCUCUCUCUCUCUCUCUUUCUCUCCUCUCUUCUCUCUCUCUCUCUGCUCUCUCUCUCUCUCUCUCGCCUCUUCUCUCUCGCUCUCCUCUUCUCUCUCGCUCUCUCUCUCCUCUCUCUCGCUCUCUCUCCUCUCUCUCUCUCUCUCUCUCUCUCUCUCGCUCCAGUCUCUCCUCCGUCUUCCUCUCAGAUUCUCGUCCUCUCUCUCUCUCAUCCCCUCUCGUCUCGGUCUGUCAGAGCUCUGCUCCUCCCAGACCGUUUCCACUGCAGAUGGUUACUCGAUCCCCCCGUCUGGCCUGUCAGAGCUGCGCUGGCCGUCCUCCGCGGAGUGCUGGCAGGAUGGCAUGGCCUGUCUUGGGCCAAGUGCUGGUAGGAGGCUGGACUUGCUGGAACUACUGACCUUCCAGAGCCACCUGGAAUGUGGGCGGCCACCCGCUGUCACCUGCGUCUCCUCACUCAACCUCCACCCGGGCCACUGCGGCCCGCAAGAUCCCAAAGCCAGGACUUUCCUAUUCCAAACAACUUCCGGGUCCAGUGCCCAAGUCAUAUCCCACCACCGGCCGCGGUGCUGCUGUUUGGGGCCGACCCGGAGUGCGCGGCGGCUGUUCUGCGGAGCGCCCAGGACAUGGGGCUGACGCUGCCCACGGUGCACUGGGUGCUGGGCUACCCACUGAGCCCUGACGCCCUGCACUCCAUCGGCCUGCCCCUGGGUCUGCUGGCCUACGGUGAGGUGGAGCGCAAGCCGCUGGACUUCUACAUCCGCGACGCACUCCAGCUGGUAGGCCGGGCAGUGUCGGCGGCCACGGUGGUGCGUCCAGACCUCGCGCUCAUCCAGAACAUGGUCAACUGCUACGACAAACCCAACAAGCAUGAAGUGCCCUCCUCCGGACAGUACCUCGCCAGGUACGGCUGGUUUACUUUGAACCUUUAACUCACAGUCUCUGGAGGUUUAAAAGAAUAGCUUACACACAUACACACAGGUCCAACAUUAUUGGCACCGUUGAUAAAGAUGAGCAAAAAUCUUCACACCCCUUGACUUUUUCCACAUAUUGAUGUGUUACAGCCUGAAUUUAAAUGGACCACAUUUUUAGUUUGUGUUACCCCAUAAUGUCAAAGUGGAAUAAUGUAUUUUAUUUUUUUUACAAAUUGAUUACAAAUGAAAAGCUGAAAUGUCUUGAGUCAAUAAGUAUUCAACCCCUUUGUUAUGUCAAGCCUAAAUACUGCAUUCGGAAAGUAUUCAGACCCCUUGACUUUUUCCACAUUUUGUUACGUUACAGCCUUAUUCUAAUAUGGAUUAAAUUGUUUUUUUUUUUUCCCCACAUCAAUCUACACACAAUACCCCAUAAUGACAAAGCAAAACAGGUUUUCAGAAAAUGUUGGAAAUGUAUACAUAAGUAUUCAGACCUUUUACUCAGUCCUUUGUUGAAACACCUUUGGCAGUGAUUACAGCCUCGAGUCUUCUUGGGUAUGACGCUACAAGCUUGGCACACCUGUAUUUGGGGAGUUUCUCCCAUUCUUCUCUGCAGAUCCUCUCAAGCUCUGUCAGGUUGGAUGGGGAGCGUCGCUGCACAGCUAUUUUCAGGUCUCUCCAGAGAUGUUCGAUCGGGUUCAAGUCCGGGCUCUGGCUGGGCCAUUCAAGGACAUUCAGAGACUUGUCCUGAAGCCACUACUGCGUUGUCUUGGCUGUGUGCUUAGGGUCGUUGUCCUGUUGGAAGGUGAACCUUUGCCCCAGUCUGAGGUUCUGAGCGCUCUGAAGCAGGUUUUCAUCAAGGACCUCUCUGUACUUUGCUCCGUUCAUCUUUCCCUCAAUCCUGACUAUUCUCCCAGUCCCUGCCACUGAAACACAUCUCCACAGCAUGAUGCUGCCACCACCAUGCUUCACCGUAUGGAUGGUGCCAGGUUUCCUCCAGAUGUGACACUUGGUAUUCAGGCCAAAGAGUUCAAUCUUGGUUUCAUCAGACCAGAGAAUCUUGUUUCUCAUGGUCUGAGAGUCCUUUAGGUGCCUUUUGGCAAACUCCAAGUGGGCUGUCAUGUGUAUUUUAUUGAGGAGUGGCUUCCGUCUGGCCACACUACCAUAAAGACCUGAUUGGUGGAGUGCUGCAGAGAUAGUUGUCCUUCUGGAAGGUUCUCCCAUCUCCACAGAGGAACUCUGGAGCUGUCAGAGUGACCAUUGGGUUCUUGGUCACCUCCCUGACCAAGGCCCUUCUCCCCCGAUUGUUCAGGUUGGCCGGGCGGCCAGCUCUAGUAAGAGUCUUGGUGGUUCCAAACUUCUUCCAUUUAAGAAUGAUGGAGGCCACAGUGUUCUUGGGGACCUUCAAUGUUGUAGACAUGUUUUGUUACCCUUCCCCAGAUCUGUGCCUCGACACAAUCCUGUCUCGAAGCUCUACGGACAAUUCCUUCGACCUCAUGGCUUGGUUUUUACUCUGACAUGCACUGUCAACUGUGGGACCUUAUAUAGACAGGUGUGUGCCUUUCCAAAUCAUGUCCAAACAAUUGAAUUUACCACAGUUGGACUCCAAUCAAGUUGUAGAAACAUCUCAAGGAUGAUCAAUGGAAACAGGAUGCACCUGAGCUCAAUUUGAGUCUCAUAGCAAAGGGUCUGAAUACUAAGGUAUUUCUGUUUUUAAUUUUUAAUAAAUUUGCAAACAUUUCUUAAAACCUGUUUUUAUUGUUUUAUUUAUUUUAUUGUCAUUAUGGGGUAUUGUGUGUAGAUUGAUGAGGACACAUAUUUUUUAAUCCAUUUUAGAAUAAGGCUGUAACGUAACAAAAUGUGAAAAAAGUCAAGGGGUCUGAAUACUUUCCGAAUGCACUGUAAGUUCAGGAGUAAGAUUUUGCUUAACAAGUCACAUACAAAACUUGCCUGGAAUCACUCUGUGUGCAAUAAUAGUGUUUAACAUGAUUUUUGAAUGACUACCUCAUCUCUGUACCCUACACAUACAAUUGUCUGUAAGGUCCCUCAGUCGAGCAGUGAAUUUCAAACACAGAUUCAACCACAAACACCAGAGAGGUUUUCCAAUGUCUCGCAAAGAAGGGCACCUAUUGGUACUGUAGAUGGGUAAAAAAAAAGCAGACUUUGAAUAUCCCUUUGAGCAUGGUGAAGUUAUUAAUUACACUUUAGAUUGUGGAUAAAUACACCCAGUCACUACAAAGAUACAGCCGUCCUUCCUAACUUAGUUGCCGGAGAAGAACGAAACCGCUCAGGGAUUUCACCAUGAGGCCAAUAGUGACUUUAAAACAGCUACAGAGUUUAAUGGCUGUGAUUGGAGAAAAUGAAUUGAAUGAAAGUAAAACUGCUAAAAAUGUGGCAAAGAAAUUAACUUUUUGUCCUUAAUACAAAGUGUUACGUUUGGGGCAAAUCCAAUACAACACAUUACUAAGUACCACUCUACGUAUUUUCAAGCAUGGUGGUGGCUGCGUCAUGUCAUGGGUAUGCUUGUCUUCAGCAAGGACUAAGGAGUUUUUUAGGAUAAAAAGAAACGGAAUGCCUCCCGAGUGGCGCAGCGGUGUAAGGCACUGCAUCGCAGUGCUAGAGGCGUCACUACAGAUCCAGGUUCGAUCCCGGGCUGUAUCGCACCCGGCCGUGACCAGGAGACCCAUGAGGCGGCGCACAAUUGGCCCAGCGUCGACCGGGAUAGGGGAGGGUUUGGCCGGCUGGGAUGUCCUUGUCCCAUUGCGCUCUAGUGACUCCUUGUGGCAGCCGGGCGCAUGCACGCUGACUUCGGUCGCCAGCUCUACAGUGUUUCCUCCGACACAUUCGUGCGGCUGGCUUCCUGGUUAAGCGAGCAGUGUGUCAAGAAGCAGUGCGGCUUGGCGGGGUCGUGUUUCGGAGGACGCAUGGCUCUCGACCUUCACCUCUCCUCAGUCCGUAAGGGAGUUGCAGCGAUGGAUAACACUUAUGGAAUGCUUGUAAUUAUACUUCAGUAUACCAUAGUAACAUCUGACAAAAAUAUCUAAAAACACUGAAGCAGCAAACUUUGUGAAGACCAAUACUCGUGUCAUUCUCAAAACAUUUGACCACGACUGUACACUGGAGUUGCUUACCAAGACGACAGUGAAUGUGGCUGAGUUGCAGUUUUGACUUAAAUCUGCAUGAAAAUCUAUGGCAAGACCUGAAAAUGGAUGUCUAGCAAUGAUCAACAACCAACUUGACAGAGCUUGAAGAAUUUGGAAAAUAAUCAUGUGUAAAUAUUGCACAAUCCAGGUGUGGAAAGCUCUUAGAGACUUACCCAGAAAGACUCACAGCUUGUCACGACUUCCUCCGAAGCUGCCUCCUCUCCUUGUUCGGGCAGGCUUUGGCGUUCAUCGUCACCGGCCUUCUAGCCACUGCCGCUCCUCAUCUCAUCAUUCCAUUUGUUUUGUCUUGUUUAUUGUGGAGGAUAGAGAAGCUCGGUGGAGCUCCUUGUAUUUGUAUCGGCAGGACGUUUCCCCAUGUACCUUUUUGUUUCCAGUGCGCCUGUUUUGCGCACUGGAGUGUUUUGACGCAUUACUGCGUAACUCUGUAUUUCUGAAUAAAUCCUGUUAUUCUGUAAUUUACCCUCCUGCGCCUGACUCCUUCGAAAUCACUCAUCACACAGUUGUAAUUGCUGCCAAAGGUGAUUCUAACAUGUAUUGACUCAGGGGGUUGAAUACUUAUCUAAUAAGAUAUAUUAAUGUUUUAUUUUUCAUGAAUAUUUUACAAAUGUUUGUAUUUUAUGUAGAUUGUUGACAAAAAAAUAGAAUUAAAUCCAUCUGAAUCCCACUUUGUAACUCAACAUAAUGUGGAAAAAGGUCAAGGGUUGUGAAUAUUUUCUGAAGGCAUACACACACUACAUGGCCAAACGUAUGUGGAAAUCCCUUUAAAUUAGUGGAUUCUAUUUCUGCCACACCUGUUGCUGACAGGUGUAUAAAAUCGAGCACACAGCCAUGCAAUCUCCAUAGCCCAACAUUGGCAGUAGAAUGGCCCGUACUGAAGAGCUCAGUGAUUCAACGUGACACCGUCAUAGGAUGCCACCUUUCCAACAAGUCAGUUUGUCAAAUUUCUGCCAUGCUAGAGAUGCCCCGGUCAACUGUAAGUGCUGUUAAAUUAGGAACACCUUCCUAAUAUUGAGUUGACUCCAACGCUUCCCACAGUUGUGUCAAGUUGGUUGGAUGUCCUUUGGGUGGUGGACCAUUCUUGAUACACACAGGAAACUGUUGAGCUUGAAAAACCCAGCAUCGUUGCAGUUCUUGACACAAACCGGUGCGCCUGGCACCUACUACCAUACCCCGUUCAAAGGCACUUAAAUAUUUUGUCUUUCCCAUUCACCCUCUGAAUGGCACACAUACACAAUACAUGUCUUAAUUAUCUGUAGUCUUAAAAAUCCUUCUUUAACCUGACUCCUCCCCUUCAUCUACACUAAUUGAAGUGGAUUUAACAAGUGACAUCAAUAAGGGAUCAUAGCUUUCAACUGGAUUCACCUGGUCAGUCUAUGUAAUAAAAAGAGCAAGUGUUCUUAAUGUUUUGUAUAAUCAGUGUACAGAAAUGAAUACAUACACACACACACACACACACACACACACAUACAUACUGUUGUAUUGUAUUCUGUUGCAUCUCCUUUUAGCCAAGUUGUGUUUGAAUAGUGUUUUCAGGUCCAUGUUAUUAUAAUGGUCUUGUUCGGUAAGUGCUAUAGACAGUUAAGUAGUGGUUCUCUCCCAGUGUCAGUGUUCACAGGAGACUGCAAAUAGGCCUAUCUCUUGCUGAGGUCAGACUAUUCGUCACCCCUAACCACAGAGCAGCUCUCCUAAACACAAUGAUAGAUGAAGCCCCCGGUGUUUGGAGAGAGAUUGGAGUGUGUUUAUACACACAUAUACGUACACAGACUCUCUCUCUCUCUCUCUCUCUCUCUCUCUCUCUCUCUCUCUCUCUCUCUCUCUCGCUCUCGCUCUCGCUCUCUCUCUCGCUCUCUCUCGCUCUCUCUCGCUCUCUCUCGCUCUCUCUCUCUCGCUCUCUCUCUCUCUCUCUCUCUCUCUCUCUCGCUCUCGCUCUCUCUCACACACACACACACACAUACACAGACAAAUACAAUACACACACACACACACGCGCACACACACACACAUACACUCUCUCUCUCUUUCACAUACACAGGCACAUGCACACGUAUGCACCCAGCUGGAAUACAAACAUGAAGUGGAGGAGGGUAGAGUUUUAAGCUUUAUUCAUGAGUUCCAGUCAGUUGCCUCCCCAACAGGGCAGCCAGGCUCCCUUAUCAAAAGAGCCCACAGUCCUUUCUGUCUCUCCGUGGCUCAGAGCAGUGCAGAGCGACAGCAGCACACAGCUUUACAACCGCUGUAUCUGCCACGGACCAGAGUAACAACAGCUGCGCAACCUAGCCAUGCAGCCAGCGUCUCAGCACAAAAACACAAUAGAAUGAGCUAUAAUUGGGCCAAUUGUAACCAGGCUCAGCUAUAUCAUGUUGUUAAAAACGAUACAGCAGAAAUGAUGCAAGGCAAUAGCUUGUGGGUCUGGAAUGCUAGCGCACCAGGUCACUGGCAUGUUGUAUUUAUUAAUUGGCCGAAAGUGGCAAGUCAUUUUGAGCGGUAUGCAGUAAGCACUUUGUUUCAGGAGUAGUGUUUGUUGCCUGGGCCUUCAACGCAGAGGAUAAUUAUUACAAAUGUUUUGGAAAGCACCCCUUUAUAACUAUAAUAUAACUAUAUUCAGUUCUACCAAGUCAUUUAGGAGGGCCAUCUAACUAAUGGGAUUGACUGGGUGCCUAGUGCUGAGUAAAGAUCAACGGCGUUUUGCUCAAGAACAACUCCAUGAUAAAGUGUCAUAAUCAUAAUGUCACCUAUACACAUAAUCACAGCUACAUAACAGAGCAACUAUUAGAGAGAGAAGAGGGCUUUAGGGGAGGAAGGAAUGGAUCAUGAGAGAAAUGCACCUCUUUAAGGAAUACCUGGGAGAGGAUAAAGUAAUCCUACCCCCCCUUACCCCCCCCCCAAAAAAAAAAAAACUAUUGUAAAGUGGUUGUCCCACUGGCUAUCAUAAGGUGAAUGCACCAAUUUGUAAGUCUCUCUGGAUAAGAGCGUCUGCUAAAUGACAAAAAUGUAAAUGUAAAUGCAUGAGGGAUGAUGAGAGUGGUAGAUAGAAACCCAAAGAGAUAGGUUGAGGUGGGGGAGGGGGGUGCUUUUAAGUAAUUGCAACCUGUGCCUACUGUUAAAGAGGAACAACAUAGCCUUUCAAUGUAAUGAUGUAAUAGCAUCCAGCUCCUUUUACCUUGUGUGGGGUUGAGGAGAAAGAGGGGAGGUGGGGGGCUAUAGGCUAAGACAGGGAGAAAUUAAUGACCUAAAGGUUUGGAGCCAAAUUACCUUUUUCUUUUAGAUGAAAGGAGUUCAGCGGCGGUCACGUGGCGUCAUCUCAGUUAUUGAUGGCCGCACACAUUCAUCCUGACUCAACAUGACUGUCACAGCAACCCUCAGCCAAUGGGAUUGGCUGGAUCUGCAUUUCCUGAAGUGACCCCUUCGCUAAGCUAACCGCUAGCGCUAAGCUAAACCCCCAUGCCGUAAUUCAUUGAAGGACUAACCGCUAGGGGCUAGCAUUUCACCAUGGAUCCGAGGCAGAAAUGUAUCAACUGGGGCAGGUUUUCACAUGGAAAUAAACUACUCACUCUCUCGACUAAGCAGAGCCUGGAGUUUACAGUCUGUGAGGAGGCCAAAAAGGUGUCAGCCAGAAAGAUAGCCAAUCCUAGCCACGGGGAAAUGACUAGCUGUCAGUCAGGGUGGUGAUGGUAAACACUGUUGGCCUUGCUGCAGGUGCAGGAUGGAUUAGUUUAGCUUCAGUAGAUGCCAAUCCUGGUUUUGACAUGUUGUGCUACAGUAGCUAAGGUGCCUGUCUGGACUGUGCUGCAGGUCAGCUGUGGAGAGAAGAGGUGUAGGUGGUUACAGUCAGAUCACAGUUUGCAGUUCACUGUGCAUUUCCUGAAGUGAGUUUGAUACUGUACAGUCUAACUCACUAUCCCUGUGGCCAGAAGUUAAUUGAGUCCAUGUGCCCCUCCCCCCUCCACCACACCAUAUAAAUAAUCUAUGGGAAAUGCAAUAUCUUGGGACUCUCACAAAUGCAUGCACUAAAUAGCUUGAAGGGUAGUGAAGUCCUGUAAUCUAAUCUGAUCUCCUCUGGCCUAUAGGUUCCUGUCCAACACGUCGUUCUCAGGGCUGACAGGGCCGGUGUCGGUACAGAGGAACCUAUCCCGAGUUCUCACCUCUCAACGCUUCCACAUCUGGAGCCUGCAGCGGGACGCGGUGGGCCAGCCCACCUGGGUGACUGUGGGCAGCUGGGAGGGGGGCCGCCUGGAGGUGGAGGACCAGGGCCUGUGGCAAGGGCACAAUGGCAGGGGCCACGGCCGGGGGGAAGGCCAGAGGGGGCGGGGCGGGGGCCGGUGGCGGGCCGGCAUUCCUGUUGCAGGCAGCCGGGUGCGGGUAGUCACCCUGGUGGAGCACCCCUUCGUAUUCACGCGGGAGGUGGAUGAGGACGGGAACUGCCCGGCAGGACAGUACUGCCUGGACGCGGGGACAAACAGCUCGGACAUGCUGGAGCGCUACUUCAGUGAGCGCGCCUCGGGCAACUCUACCUUCCUGCCCACGGACUACGGCAAGUGUUGUUACGGAUACUGCAUCGACCUGCUGGAGAAACUGUCAGAGGACAUGCGCUUCGAGUACGACCUGUACAUCGUGGGUGACGGGAAGUACGGGGCGUCGAAGAGCGGCCGCUGGACUGGGCUGGUGGGUGACCUGCUCAAUGGCGUGGCCGACAUGGCCGUCACCUCGUUCAGCAUUAACUCAGUACGCAGCCGUGUCAUCGACUUCACCUCGCCCUUCUUCUCCACCUCGCUGGGCAUCCUGGUGCGCAGCAAGGACACAGCGGCGCCGAUCGGCGCCUUCAUGUGGCCCUUGCACUGGUCUAUGUGGGUGGGCAUCUUCGUUGCGUUGCAUAUUACCGCCCUCUUUCUCACCCUCUAUGAGUGGAAGAGCCCGUUUGGCAUGACGCCACAUGGACGCAACCGCCUGCGCGUCUUCUCCUACUCGUCUGCGCUCAACCUGUGCUACGCCAUCCUGUUCGGCCGCACGGUCUCCAGCAAGACACCCAAGUGCUGGACGGGUCGGUUUCUGAUGAACCUGUGGGCCAUCUUCUGCCUGCUGGUGCUGUCCAGCUAUACAGCCAACCUGGCCGCAGUCAUGGUCGGCGAAAAGACCUUCGAGGAGCUCUCGGGGAUCCACGACGCCAAGGUGAGUAUUUGUUUUCAUUAUUAACUCUUCUCUCCCGUCACAAUCUCUUUCUUUCUCUCUUUUUCCCUCACCCUCUAUCUCUCUAAUCUUUCCUCUCUCUCUCCCUUCCUCCUCUGCCUCCCUCCCUUCCACCCCAGCUCCACCACCCAUCCCAUGGUUUCAGGUUUGGCACGGUGAGGGAGAGCAGCGCUGAGGAGUACAUGAAGAAGAGUUUCCCAGAGAUGCACGAGUACAUGAGGCGCUACAAUGAGCCCACCACACCCGAUGGAGUGUCCACCCUCAAGUAA
Messenger RNA from Coregonus sp. 'balchen', 9650 nucleotides. The record is from the annotation of a GenBank genome assembly. NCBI's taxonomy places the organism in Eukaryota, Metazoa, Chordata, Actinopteri, Salmoniformes, Salmonidae.